AGUAGUAUGUCGAUGGCCAACCGCCAGUAAAACCCAAAGAAGAAGUGGUGUACAGUACGCGCUUCAAGGUGUUUCAUUUGCUCCGCAUCUUCAAACUAGAGGAUCACUGAAUCAUGUCUGAGCUGAGAGGUAAAGUGCAGACGGUUCUGGGUCAAAUAGAGCCCGAUCAGCUGGGUCGCACCAUGACCCACGAGCACCUGACCAUGACCUUUGAGUGCAGCCACGUUCCUCCAGCACCCGGAGACGAGGGUCUUUCCCUGGUGCCCAUCGAAAUGAAGCACCUCCACUGGCUGCAGCAGAACCCAUACAGUCACCACGAAAACCUGCUGCUGAACCAGGAGCUGGAGGCCGUGAAGGAGGAACUGCUGUGUUACCGCAAAGCAGGAGGAGGAACCAUCGUGGAGAACACCACCACGGGCAUCAACCGAAAUCUGCCUGCUCUGAAGCAGCUGGCUAAGGAGACCGGCGUGCACGUGAUCGCAGGAGCCGGUUAUUAUGUGGACGUUACUCAUUCUGAGGAGACCCGAAAGAUGACCGUCGAGAAGCUCACCGAUGUCAUUGUGAGUGAGGUGCUUCACGGAGCAGACGGCACUGACAUUCGCUGUGGUGUGAUUGGAGAGAUCGGCACAAGCUGGCCAAUCACAGAGAGUGAGAAGAAGGUCCUGAAAGCCACUGCUCAUGCUCAGACUCGACUCGGCUGUCCCGUCAUCAUCCACCCCGGACGGGACAAUAGGGCACCGGUGGAGGCCAUCCGCAUUCUGCAGGAGGCAGGAGGAGACAUCUCGAAAACGGUCAUGUCUCAUCUGGACAGAAGCAUAUAUGAUCACGGAGAGCUGUUGGAGUUUGCGAGAAUGGGAAGCUACCUGGAAUAUGAUCUUUUCGGCACAGAAGUUCUUAAUUAUCAGUUCAACCUUAAUGUGGACAUGCCCAGCGACAGCCAGAGGGUCCAGAGCUUGAAAUUCCUGAUCCAGGAAGGUUAUGAAGACCGAAUCCUCAUUGCCCAUGACAUCCACACCAAACACCGACUCACCAAGUAUGGCGGCCAUGGCUUCUCCCACAUCCUCAAGAAUAUAGUUCCCAAAAUGCUGUCCCGAGGCAUCACUCAGAACCAGGUGGACAAGAUACUGAUAGAGAAUCCCAAACGCUGGCUGACAUUCAAAUAAACCAGCUGCUUUCAUGAUCAAUAACAUACCAAAAAAGAAAAAUCACCUUUUUAUUGUUGUCUUGUUGAUUUUGGUGCUGGAAUUCUUAUAUUAGCGAAUGUUAAUGCCGUAAAAUGGCCGAGCUGUAGGUUUAACAAUAACUGAAUUUUUGGGUUUGAAUAUUAAAAUCAAAUAUUGAGUCAUGACAAAUCCUCUUAUGGGAUGAACGAACAUAAAACAAUGUUUUUAAUGACUUAAACUCGCACAGUUAACAUUAAACAGGCUUGUUUUACAAUUUAAACAAGUUAAACAGGUGAGUUUUAGCAUUUCUGAAUCCAUUCAGCCGAUCUCCAGGUCCGGAGGUCCACUUUUAGCUUAGCUUAGCAUAGAUCAUUGAAACUUAACUGCAUUCUUUAUUGGAUAAACUAAUGUAAAACAAUGUUUUGAAUUAAUUUAAUAGUUAAUUAAACUUACACAGUAUAAGUAGCACAAGUAAAAUUGGCUUCUUUUACAACUUGAACAAGUCAAACAGGUGAGUUUUACUAUUUUUUUUAAUCCUUUCAGCUGAUCUCCAGAUCUGGCCGUUGCACUUUUAGCUUAGUUUAGCUUAGCAUAGAUCAUUGAAACUUAACUGCAUAUUUCAUUGGAUGAACAAACAUAAAACAAUGUUUUUAAUUAAUUAAACUCACGCAGUUAAAGUAACACUCGACUUUAAAGGCUCAUUUUACACGUUAAACAGGUGAGUUUUAGCAUUUUUUAAUCCAUUCAGUCGAUCUUCAGGUUUGGGAAUAUCACUUUUAGCUUAGCUUAGCAUAGAUCAUUGAAAUUUUACUGCGUCCUUUUAUUAGAUAAAGAACAUAAAGCAAUGUUUUAAAUAAUUAAGCUCUAAGGUAAUAGUCACCUUCAAAAGGGCUCAUUUUACAAUUUUAAACAAAGUGAGUUUUAGCAUUUCUCAAUCCAUUCAGUCAAUCUCCAGGUCUAGCGGUAGCACUUUUAGCUUAGCGUAGAUCAUUGAAACUUUACUGCAUCCUUUUAUUGGAUGAACGAACAUAAAACAAUGUUUUUAAUGAAUUAAACUCACACAGUUAAAGUAUCACUCGACUUUAAAAGGCUCAUUUUAAAGUUAAACUGGUGAGUUUUACCAUUUUUUUUAUUUAUUCGGUAGCACUAUUAGCUUAGCUUAGCAUAAAUCAUUGAAACUUUAAUUAAACUCUUGCAGUUAAAGUAACACUUCACUUUAAAAAAGUUUAUUUUACAAUUUAAACAAGUUAAACAGGUGAUUUUUAGCAUUUUUUAAUCCAUUCAGUCGAUCUUCAGGUUUGGGAAUAUCACUUUUAGCUUAGCUUAGCAUAGAUCAUUGAAAUUUUACUGCAUCCUUUUGUUAGAUAAAUAACAUAAAACAAUGUUUUAAAUAAUUAAGCUCACAUAGUUGAGGUAAUAGUCACCUUCAAAAGGGCUCAUUUUACAAUUUUAAACAAAGUGAGUUUUAGCAUUUCUCAAUCCAUUCAGUCAAUCUCCAGGUCUGGCGGUAGCACUUUUAGCUUAGCGUAGAUCAUUGAAACUUUACUGCAUCCUUUUAUUGCAUGAACGAACAUCAAACAAUGUUUUUAAUGAAUUAAACUCACACAGUUAAAGUAUCACUCGACUUUAAAAGGCUCAUUUUAAAGUUAAACUGGUGAGUUUUACCAUUUUUUUAUUUAUUCGGUAGCACUAUUAGCUUAGCUUAGCAUAAAUCGUUGAAACUUUACUGCAUCCUUUUAUUAGAUAAAGGAACAUAAAACAAUGUUUUUAAUUAAUUAAACUCUCGCAGUUAAAGUAACACUUUACCUUUAAAAAAGUUUGUUUCACAAUUUAAACAAGUUAAACAGGUGAUUUUUACCAAUUUUUAAUUAAUUCAGCCGAUCUCCAGGUCUGGCAAUAGCACUUUUAGCUUAGCCUAGCGUAGAUCAUUGAAACUUAACUGCAUACUUUCAUUGGAUGAACAAAGAUAAAACAAUGUGUUUAAUUAAUCAAACUCCAGCAGUAAAGUAGCACUUCACUUUUAAAAGGCUCAUUUUACACCAGCUGGGUUUUAGCAUUCUUUAAUCCAUUCAGCCGAUCUCCAGGUCUGGCGUUAGCACUUUUAGCUUAGCAUACAUUAUUGAAACUUUGAAACUGCAUCCUAAACAAUGUUUUUAAUUGAUCAAACUCAAAAGUUCAAGUAACACUUCAAACAAGCUAGUUUUACAACGUAAACAAGUUUAACAAGUGAGUUUUAGUAUUUUUGAGUCCAUUCAGCCAAUCCCCAGGUCUGGCGGUAGCACUUUUAGCUUACCUUAUCUUAGCUUAGCAUAAAUUAUUGAAACAUAACUGCAUCUCUUUUCUUAGAUGAACAAACAUAAAACAAUGUUUUUAAUUAACUCACACUGUUAAAGUAUCCCUUCACUUUAAAGAAGCUCAUUUUACAAUUUAAACAAGGUACACUGGUGAGUUUUACCAUUUUUUUAAUCCAUUCAGUAGCACUUUUAGCUUAGCCUAGCAUAGAUCAUUGAAACUUUACAGCAUCCUUUCAUUGGAUGAACAAACAUAAAACAAUGUUUUACUUAACCAAACUCGAGCAGUUAAAGUAACACUUCACUUUAAAAGGCUCAUUUUACACGUUAAACAACACGUUUAAUCCAUUCAGCCGAUCUCCAGGUCUGGCGUUAGCACUUUUAGCUUAGCAUACAUUGUUGAAACUUUACUGCAUCCUUUUAUUAGUUGAACGAACGUCAAACAAUGUUUUAAUUAAGUAAACUCACACAGUUAAAGUAACACCUCACUUUAAAAAAGUUUGUUUCACAAUUUAAACAAGUGAGUGUUAGCAUUUGUUAAAUCCAUUUAGCUGAUCUCCAGGUCUGGUGGUAGCACUUUUAGCUUAGCCUAGCGUUGAUCAUUGAAUCUGACUAUGCCAUAUAUAAAGAGAUAUUUAUGAUUAGAAAUGUAUAAAUUGCCCUAUAGACACCAACUGUUGCAUUGUACAGCUUCUUAAAAUUGUGAUUCGGCAUUUGCUAUGUUUUGCCGGAGUUAUAUCAGAGUGACCAAAGACUAAUAUUCAGCAAUAAUAAUCAAAUCACCAUCGCGUUAUGUCCACUUAUAUUAAGCAUCUUUGGGCUUGGCUCAUGUUAUAUAUUGAUACAGUUAAAAAAAAUGUAAGUAGAUCUUUUUUCAAUAAGUUUGCUCUUUUGCACUGUUUUCCUAGCUGGAUCUGGCAAUACUGUUGUGACAAACACAGAGAUGACUCUGAUAUGCAAAUCAAUGUGUCAAUAACUAGUUGUUCAGUUUGGUUUGCUGCACACUAAGUAGAAUAUUUGUUAAUUAAUAUAAUAAAAAAAUUAUUACAAAGAA
Messenger RNA from Danio aesculapii, 4508 nucleotides. It is a transcript of the gene pter, whose product is annotated as phosphotriesterase related. The coding region runs from base 114 to 1163 and encodes 349 amino acids. The transcript has 5 exons. Gene Ontology annotation, biological process: catabolic process. The record is from RefSeq and is a predicted model, not a curated record. Lineage: Eukaryota; Metazoa; Chordata; Actinopteri; Cypriniformes; Danionidae. Gene Ontology annotation, molecular function: zinc ion binding.